GUGACACGAACCAAAAGGAGUAAAGAAACGCGGCAUACUUUCAGGAGCUACAGAAAGUGCUGCAUAGCCGAAGGUUCAUACUUAAUUUUAGCGCCUGCCAUAGCAGAAUCGUGAGCUAAAGGUCGUGGAACUGACCAAUUACCAACCUCUGCCGUGUAACGGCGCUCAAAAAACAGAGGCCCUGGUGACCGAGUCGGGGCGGUAUAACCUCCUCCGACAAAAGUCGUAGGAAAUUCUCGGCCAACGUUGGACUGCUUGGUAGAGCGUUAUUAUAUUAUAUUGAGUAUAGCAGAUUGGUUAGUGACCGAUAUUGCUCGUCAUGAGCAAUAUUGAGACGAGUGAGGCGGAAGCUGAGCUGCUGGCAAAGUUCCUCAAGCUUCCAAGAGUCGCAAGAUCGCCCCAGAGCGGAGGGCCUGCAUCUGCGCCCCCAAAGGUGGAUGAGCUUGUGUUUAGCUUUGAUGCAGGCGAAGAAGCGGCAACGCCCAAAAGAGCCCGGGAGGAUCGGAGUCCUGGUGUCUCAUCUGAAGCGGUGCCAAAAAAGAUUAAGAUCCAUAGAAGCCUUCAAGAGGCGGUAAAAGAGCUGGGCGAGUUGAUCGAUGGGCUGAUUAAGACAUUUACGCCCAGAGAAGUGCGACACGUCACACAAACAAACAAGAAUACGUUCGCACGAAUCAAAACCGUGCAAAUCGAGAUGGCAGCUAGUCUAAAGAUGUCGGCUGUAGAGACAGUGGAGCAGGUGACCGCAAAGACACUGGAUGAAGUCUUCAAUAGCGUACGUAGCUCGUCGACGCAGACCUCGCCGAGUAAUGCGGUGAUCACGGUUGAAGACAAGCGCAAAACUGUUUCGUCCACGAAGCCCAUAUCCAAGCAGCGUAUUUAUCCUACGGUUAAGAAUAAAGCAGAGAAGGAAAGCGUGCGUCAGGAUACUGAAGGGCGCAACACCACAAAUAAGCCACCGAGAAGACGCAGAAGGCAGGACGCCAUUAUUAUCCAACCCACGGAUGGUAUAUCCUAUAGUGAAGUGCUCAAAUUGGUGACGCGUAGCAACGAUAGCAAGCUACAGAGCGUCGGUGAGCAAGUAAGGCGGGUAAGAAAAACUGCCGGCGACGGACUGAUUUUGGAAAUGGGGAUGAACUCCAAGCCUUCUAUGCUAAAAAUGAAGGAUGAAUUAAGCGAAGCGCUCGGCUUGAAAGCCAAAGUGAGAGCUCUAACUCAGGAAACCAUCCUAGAGAUCAGAGAUAUAGACUGCCUGGUUUCUAAAGAAGACGUGCUGGUAGCCUGCGAAAAACUCAGCCAAGCGAACCUGGAGCUAAGUGCCAUCAAAGCACUUAGGCCAGGUUUUGACGGUAUGCAGCUGGCAAUUGUUAGUAUGCCGAAGGAGGCUGCAUCAUCUAUUCUACAGAAUGGAAAAAUCCGGAUAGGCUGGACAAGCUGUAGAGUGAGAGAGAGGUCUGAGAGGCCAGAAAAAAAGAGGUGCUACAAAUGUCUGGAGUUUGGACACAUUGCUAAGUUUUGCAAGAGCACGAUCGACCGCUCUGGGUGCUGCCUAAGAUGCGGUGCAGCUGGCCAUAAAGCGGCGCUUUGCAAAAAUGCUGCUAAAUGCUUCAUCUGUGCAGAUGCGGGCAAAGAGGAUACCAGACAUCACGCAGGAAGCAGUCACUGCCCUCUCAAAGGGGUCAGCGGGGUCACGCAGGGGCCAAAAUGACUCAAAGGCUC
Molecule: messenger RNA, 1716 nt
Organism: Drosophila albomicans
Lineage: Eukaryota; Metazoa; Arthropoda; Insecta; Diptera; Drosophilidae
Exons: 2
Coding region: 320-1705 (461 amino acids)
Molecular function (GO): zinc ion binding; nucleic acid binding
Source: RefSeq, a predicted model, not a curated record